CUUCGCUUGUUUUCGUAUCAGCCGCCGCUAUCGCUAAACUUCACAGUCGGCGCCGCAGUCUGACUGGUAGGGCGUACAUUUAACAGAAUACUUCGCACGCUUAACUGGACACACACCUUGACAAUGCAUCCCAUAUCGGUGUCAAUUCCCUCUUUCCGAUCGGAAGACAGUGCGGUGGAAAGAGGCUACACGGUUUUUAAGAUCGAGGUGCUUAUGAACGGACGCCAGCACACCGUGGAGAAGCGUUAUAGUGAAUUCCACGCUCUGCACAAAAUGCUGAAGAAGGUUAUUAAACCUCCUGAGAUUCCCUCAAAGCAUGUGAGGAACUGGGUUCCCAAGGUUCUGGAGCAGAGAAGAUAUGGACUGGAGCUUUAUCUUCAGACUAUAAUCAUGGAAAAUGAGAUCCUUCCAAAAAUAUUCCUGGAUUUCCUCAACAUUCGCCAUUUUCCCUCUCUGCCUAAAACCGAGAGUUGUGGGUCAUUUGAAACCGAAUCAGAAGAGUCAAGUAAACUGACGCAUCAGCCAGCCUUGCUGUUCCUGAGAGACCCUUAUCUACUUCCUGCCACUAAUGAUACGUUUUCAAGCGUUGUCAUUGAGGGUGUGAUUCAUGGGAUAUUCUACCCAGACCUACAGCCAAGGUAGACCAGAGCUGCCCCAACACUGAAGAAAAGAGUACCUCAGUUUCAUGAACAAAAAGGGAAUUUUUUUUUGUGUUCUGAAUCAUGCAUUAUGUAUUGUACUAACACUACCAGAGACACCAGUGCUUUGGUCCACAUUACUGUUGCAUGCAAAAGAUCCACAUUUUUCUCAUUACACCCAAUUUAAAGAUUAGUUACCUUAUCAAAUAUUUGGCCUCGUUGUGCUAUUGAACUUGGCCAACAUUUUUCAUCUUUCAAGGCAGGGCCAGUCAAAAUGAAUUAAGCACCAAUGGCUAUUACAAUGUGUGACCAAGAUCUGUUCAUUUAUCAGUGAUAUUUGUGACCUUCGGGAUGGGAAGUAUUUGCUAUUUGGACCAAACAUGUUUUUAAUGUUGUUAACUGUAUAGGUAAGAAGUAUCCGUUGAGUCUUUAUAAGGAAAUUCAGAUUUACUGGUGAGGUUAGAUUAGCAUCAUGGCUUACCUCAUCUUAAUUAACUCUAACUAUUGCAAAUCGUGUUUAUGAAAAAAGGAAACUAAUCAUGAAUUCUAUCAUUUCAUUGUAUAAAAAUGUAAUUAUGUUACAGCUGCUAGAAACUGUGAAAGGGAGACAACUGUCAUUUUGUAUAUUUUACUAACCUUGACCUCUCCAGACAAUUGUGCUGUCUGGACAGAUAAGAUACACUGCUAUGGAAGAGAGGGAGUCUAAAAUGCCUGUCAUUUACUUAAGGCCAGUGAAAGGGAGAUUUACUGUGCCCUUUGUUGAUAUGUCAUGUGUUCAGCCAAUGAGACUGGCUCACUCAGUUCCUCAGUGACACUGUGCUGAAUUUUGGUAAUUUACUGAACUCGAGAGAUGGGUUUUGCUAAGACUAACAUUUUAGAAACCCAUCGCAUGAUGACACUUGUCCAAGUGCUUACACAGAACAGUGUUAAUGACUAGACACAUAAACUAGGCCAAAUUGUUUUUCCGUAUGUGAUGGUGAUACCAGACUCAACAAACACUUGAUUUAGUUGGAAAUUGUAAUCCUUACAAAAUUGUUCCUUAAGUGAGUAUUUUUGACAUGACUGACAUUGUGAUUUUAUAUGCAUCUGCAUGGAUGUAUGUGAAAAUUAAGCCAUGAACUUUGGAACCCAGGGUUAGUUCAUUUGUCUGUACCCAACAGGAGGCACUUUAGCCAGGGAAAGUGAUGGCUAAUUAUGAUUUCACUGUUAAUAUCUUGUAAAACUGACAGCAAUAAAACAUU
Messenger RNA from Electrophorus electricus (electric eel), 1879 nucleotides. It is a transcript of the gene snx24, whose product is annotated as sorting nexin 24. Lineage: Eukaryota; Metazoa; Chordata; Actinopteri; Gymnotiformes; Gymnotidae. Gene Ontology annotation, molecular function: phosphatidylinositol phosphate binding. The record is from RefSeq and is a predicted model, not a curated record.